AUCCUCCUCCACAGUCAGACCCUUACCAUACUAGCAACCAGCCGAAUGAAUAGGGAGGAAACUCUUUCCACCUGCGAGUCAGGUCUCACGACCAGCUCGGUCGGUGAUGUUGGAGAAGCUCUCACCAACACUGCUGCUGGUAGUAGUGGUACCACUCCUUUGAGUAGUCCUUUCCGUUCCUCACGCGAGGUUCGAUUCGGAGACCACCGACCACCAGUCCACAACAAGCAUCCGUUGACCAUUUUUAUCCGGCACAAUAUUGUCCCGGGCAAAGAAGCGCUGUUUGAAGAAUGGGUGAUGGAGAUUGGACGGCUGCUCCGGCGUUUUACAGGUUUUUUGGACGCCGAAAUCAUUCGGCCGAACUGCUGCGAGUCGCACGAGUACGUUUCGGUGGUGCGUUUCGAUACGUACGACAAUUUGCAGGUAUGGAUGGAUUCGAGUGAGCGGCAGCUGCAUAUUGACAAGGCGUACGCGUUUUCGGAAGAACCCAUGAAGGUUUCGUAUCACUCGCUGGAAUACUGGUUUCACGUAUCCGACGGUAACAAGAACGGAGGAGGACCACCGCCACGAGCCAAAAUGGCAGUUGUGACGUUUCUCGUGAUUUGGUUGCAAUCGCGGUAUCUAACCCAGAACACCAUCAUGCGCUGGCAUAGCUUGUCUCCAACCGGCAAGCAAGCCCUAUCCGUCAUGUUGAUUGUCUUGAUGACCACAUACGUGAUCAUGCCGGUUGUAACCAAGUAUGUUUUAAAUUGGUGGCUCUUUCCGAGAGAGGACCAGCCGACUUGGGUUCAGCUUUUGAACUGUUCUUGGCGAGUAGCCCGGGUAAAGAAGGAAACCAAAACAUCGAAACAAGCCCAGACUUUACCAUCUACGGAUGCGGCAGAGUCGGCAUAG
Phaeodactylum tricornutum CCAP 1055/1 is the source of this 894-nucleotide messenger RNA. RefSeq lists its product with no specific name. The transcript has a single exon. The coding region runs from base 46 to 894 and encodes 282 amino acids. Lineage: Eukaryota; Bacillariophyta; Bacillariophyceae; Surirellales; Neidiaceae. The record is from RefSeq and is a predicted model, not a curated record.